Messenger RNA from Planococcus citri (citrus mealybug), 5251 nucleotides. RefSeq lists its product as uncharacterized. The record is from RefSeq and is a predicted model, not a curated record. Gene Ontology annotation, molecular function: ubiquitin conjugating enzyme binding; ubiquitin protein ligase activity; zinc ion binding. Bases 1 to 2559 code for a protein of 852 amino acids. The transcript is spliced from 6 exons. Gene Ontology annotation, biological process: ubiquitin-dependent protein catabolic process; protein polyubiquitination; positive regulation of proteasomal ubiquitin-dependent protein catabolic process. Lineage: Eukaryota; Metazoa; Arthropoda; Insecta; Hemiptera; Pseudococcidae. Gene Ontology annotation, cellular component: cytoplasm; ubiquitin ligase complex.
AUGGUAGGCAUCGGCGAUGGUAUGGUUUACAGCAGUGCUGCCAGAGUGGGAGGUAGUGGUUUAGGCGGAGGUGACGGCAGCGACGAUAGUGGUAUCGUGAAUAUCACAUCGAUGUGCUAUUGGAAUUUAUACCGAAGUGGCGUUGGUGAUACGACGACGACGACGACGACGACGACGACGACGAAAAAUACUCGUAGUUCGAAAGUUGGUUGGUGUUUCGCGAUAUCGUCUGACGAAGAAGACGAGACAGUGCCUAACGUGGUGGAGAUCUACGAGAUCGAGAAUUGCGUGGACGACGAUAAUAAAUGCUCGUUUGCGCCAGUGACCUCAGCCUUUUCGACCAAGACGACCACAACACAGUGCGGUUCGAAUGUGGUGGAAAACGGUACGUCUAAGGGAGCUGCCGGGUCCGGUCCAAGCUUCUUGGACGCCCCGUUGAUCGGUUCUCGUGAUACUUCGGCAGUAUUGUGCGGUGGCAGUGUCGGUGGUGUUAAUAAUAAUAACCGUGAUAAUAAUUGUAUUAGUAGUGGUAGUGGUCGCAAAUCGGCGACGCUGGCGACUCAGCCUGAUACAAACCUCAACCAUUUAUCCUUUCUGCCAGACACACCGGUGGUCAAGUCACCAGCGUCACCAGCCACCAGACCUAGAAGACUCUUCGGCAGUGCAACAGAUCUCCGCCAACAAAACGCCCUCAAGGAAUUAGCCAAGCCAUCGUCGAAUGGCGCCGGACCAUCGUUACCAGCAUCUCGUCGAUCCUCGUGGUACGACGAAGCUUGCUCCAAUGUCGUCGAAAAGACGUUACCGUCAUCGAACGAUUCUUCGGUCGCUGAUAAAGACGACUACGCGGCGUCGUCGUCGUCGCCACCGCGACCAAGGCGAACUUUUACCAGCGUGCCCGAGGACGAAGACGCGGCCGCCGGUGAAAUUGCCGUAGACGGCGAAGAGAGAGUUGUUCUGUUACAACGAUCAGUAUCGGUGCCCAACAACGAUGCGCUUUCUACGACUCCCACCGCCGCCAAGUCCAAGUCGACGUCGCCGGCGCCGACGACCACGACCAACAACAACAACGGUGCUAGUAAACUGGGCAAAUGGAGCAAGAGUAAAAUCGAUUUAUUGCUGCCCAGCUUGAAAUCUCUGGUUACCAUGACGACUAAUAAACUUUCGGCGAGCCGGCCUUCCAAUCUGAAUUACCCGAGGAGAUCGUCCUGCAUUAGCAAAAAAUACUCAACGUCUAGAUUCGACGUUCGUACCAUCGGGUCUCCUUUGGUGACAGCCACCCUCAGACGUAACAUCAGCCUGAACAGCGUGCAAAUCACGUCCUCCUCAUCGUCCAGGAAAAACGCCAGCUCCGAUGACCUCCUACAAGUAUGCUUGCUCAAUAAAAAAUUACGCAAGUGUAACACCGUCCUAACCCUCAGCAGUAGCGGUGGCUGCAUCGCUAAAAAUCCAAAUGCCAACCGUACCCUGCACGUCGUCGAGCCUUUAAGACCUGUUAACAGGCUAAGGGUGGCAUCUAACUCGCAGCAGGAUGUGUACACCACCUCGAGGAUGUGUUCUAGGUGCAGCAGCCUUCUUUCCAUGGCGUCCUCCUCCAGAUAUUCCCUAAAUUCGGCUCACGAUUUUGUACCGGUCGUCAGCCCUAGUGUGCCGUGUAAAGUCUGCUUGAAUGAAGUUCCUUUGAAAGAUUCGUGGACGUUGCAGCAUUGCGAGUGCUCAUAUUGUGUCGAUUGCGUUCGUUCGUACGUAGAAUUCGAAAUAAACCAAGGCGCUUAUAGUAUUUCAUGUCCGGAUGCCCAAUGCGAAAAGCAAGGCAUUAUUAUGUUGGAAGAAAUUGAAAGUCUAGUCAGUUUAGAAAAUAUUGUAAAACACAAACGAUAUCGUUUAAAUAAAGAGGUGGAAAUGGAUAAAAGUCGAACGUGGUGUCCGCGCGCUGGCUGUGAAACAGUUUGUACUUUGUGUUCAACCGAUCGGUGUACCCCGCAAAGUGUGCAUUGUCCGACGUGUAACAUGGAUUUUUGCUCGAAUUGCCGAACCUCUUGGCAUGCGGGAUCGCCUUGCAAAUCCGAAGAGCUCGUACCAGGAGUUUCAUUCGAUUCGGAGCUAAUCAAGUGCUGUCCAAUGUGUAGCGUUCCUAUUGAAAAAGACGAAGGAUGUGCUCAAAUGCUGUGUAAAAGAUGCAAACAUGUUUUUUGUUGGUAUUGUCUGGCCUCGCUAGAUGAUGAUUUUCUAUUGCGACACUACGACAAAGGUCCAUGCAAAAACAAACUAGGUCAUUCCAGAGCGUCGGUCAUUUGGCAUCGGACACAGGUAAUCAGUAUUUUCGUCGGUUUCGGUAUCCUGUUACUGAUAGCAUCGCCUUUGCUGCUGCUCGCGGCUCCUUGUAUCGUAUGCUGCAAAUGUCGAGUAUGCACUAGUGACGCUAAACUAGACGUUGACGUCGUUGAUGUCGUUGACGAUGAAAUAGUGGACGCUGCUACCGAACCGCAAGGCAAUGCCGACACUGCCGAUAAUUACAUUGAAAAAGAUCCUACCAGUGCAUUGGAUGGUGAUAGUUCUUAAAAAGAGCAGAUAGGUACUGUGUUAAUGUUUUAAUUUUUUGUUUGUUUGUUUGUCUCGUUGUAUUAGUAUAAGUGAUCAUAUCUAAUAAGUACUAUUGUGUGUUUAUAGGUACGUGUGUUGUGUACCCAUCUCCCUCGUUAUCCCUUACCCCAAAACCCAAAACAACCUCCUCCCUCAUUUUAAAAGAAAAAUCGAAGAGCAUUACUAAACGUGGAUCUCUCCAAGUCUGUUUUUUUUCUUCGAAAUUCAAACCGGUCACGUGUGGAAAUUCCGAAAUAUCUGCCAUUCUCGGUCCUAACUACUCAAUGGUUGACCGAAUAUUAUGGGCAAGGCCGCCCGAGUAAAAUUUUAUCCGCUUGACUUGGCUGUGCCGGCGGUAUCCUUGAAAAUCGGUGUCGAAAUAGUCACGCUACCGAAUAAUUAAAUCCAAACGCUGCUACCUCAUGCAUGAGUACUGAGUAUAAAUAGGUACUCUACUCCGUCGUCUUUGACUCGUGUCGUGAACAACAACAAAAUUCAGUAUUUAGGACUAGGGUGUGCCUUGUUUUGCAAAGUUGAAAAUUUUUUUCCCAAGUUGAAAAUAAAAUGUCAAAAAUUGAGAAUAAAUUAAGAUCGGGGAAACAUUUUUGAAAAUAUUCUAUUUUCACAUCAGAAUUGUUCUUCAAACCCCCCUUUCACAUAAAAAAACCUCCCUUAGACCUCCCAAAUAAUUUUGACUCUCGGUAUGGAUCACCUCCAAAUUAGGAAAAACUAAAAAUAUAGAAAUAGGUACGUAUUUCUAAAUGAUUUUGUAACCAUGUAGCAGCAGCCAACGAAAAGUAAUUUUCCAUUAUAUAGGUAAAUAAGGUACCUACACCCUAGUGCUUGGAGAAGAAUCAUGUAUAGUCGGGGGGCCCGCAUAAGGAUCACUUGCACUCCCUGCCGAUUCUCCGGUACAACUUUUUUCUUAAAGGGGGAGUCCUUUUGAGCAGUUCUGGAGCCUCCAGCAGAUUUUUGAAACUCGAAAUUACCACAAAAUUUCUUCAAAAUGGAAAUGGAAAGCAGAAAUUAGCUAUAUGCACUCCAAUUUUAACACCCUCUGAAGACGAUUUCAGGUGGGUUCGAGCAAUUUUGGAGCCUACAGUGACUUUAUGAAAGGUUUCAUGGCAUUUAUAGCAGAAUUGAAAUUUCCAAAAAGUAGCUGGAACCUUCAAAACCAUUUGAAACCACCAUGCAGUCGACUUCUCAUUAUUGUAUUGAAAUUAGUCUGCAGAGUAAAUUUCGGCUUUCCAACUCCAUCUGAUGAAACUUAGUGGGAAUUUCGAGUCUCAAAAAUCUACUGGAGGCUCCAGUAGUUUUCAAAAAACCGAUGGAGGCUCCAAAACGACUUGAAACUCACCUACGGUCAACUUCAUAGAGUAUUGAAAUUAGUUUACAGAAUUAAUUUCGGCUUUCCAACUCCAUUUUAUGAAAUUUUGUGAGAAUUUCGAGUUUCAAAAAUCUACUGGAGGCUCCAGUAAUUUUCAAAAAGUAGCUGGAACCUUCAAAACCAUUUGAAACUACCAUGCAGUCGACUUCAUAUUAUUGUAUUGAUUUGAUGAAAUUUUGGGGAAAUUUCAAGUUUCAAAAAUUUACUGGAGCCUCCAGCAAUUUUUUGAAAAUUACUGGAGGCUCCAAAACGGCUUGAAAUUCACCUGCGGUCGACUUCAUAGCGUAUUGAAAUUAGUUUGCAGACUUAAUUUCGGCUUUCCAACUCCAUUUGAUGAAAUUUUGCGAGAAUUUCGAAUUUCAAAAAUCUACUGGAGGCUCCAGAACUGCUCAAAACGGUUUGAAACAGUUUCCAAUCGAUUUGGCAGGUCAAAAAUACUGUAUCCUAAAUUUCAGAUUUAUAGGUCAAUUUAAUAAAAAUUUUGAUUUUUUCUAAUAAUUUUGGCCAAGAUUUGAUUUUUGAAAAUUCACCAAAAAUCGAAAAAAGCAAUUUAGCACUUGAAAUUCUGACACGUGAUACAUUUUUGCCUGAUCUUUCGAUCUACUUUUGUAUAGUUUAAAAAAUGUUAUGCUAGUCCUAUGUUGGAACGCAAAAUCUGCGAUUUCAGCUGACCUGUCAAUCAAAAUGGCCGCCAUUUUAUAAAUAGGGCCACUUUUUUUUUGAGGACAAGGGCUAGAAAUGUUCCUUAGGACUCCCGCUUAAAGUUGUCCCGAAGGAUUCGCAAGGGGGUGCAAGUGAUCUUUAUGCGGGCCCCCCGACUAAUAGCAACCAUUCCAAUCACGAAAAUCCAACAAGUCCGAAAGAGAUUAUUUAGCAUUGGUAAUGUUUUCUUCCUCAUCCUCUUGCCUACCGAUAUGAUCAUUCCGUUUAAAAUUUUUUUCAAAAUGAUCAACGUUGAUUUAUAAAACAAAGUUGAUUCGAAAAAAAUUUAAAAAAUUAAAAACUAGUCAAUAAAAUGAAUAAAAGAAGCGAAAUUUAACGUAUCGAACGUAUUUUUAUAGAGAUAUGUUUUGAACAAAUGUCGCAUGUUGAGUUUUUAUUUAUUUUUUUCGUAGGUAACUCACUUUUUUCAGUAUUUUUAUGAAUAAAAAUUGCUACUACUUUCAAUAUGUUUGUAAAGUACUCUUUCUUUUUACUUUAAUUUAUUUUCAUACUCAUUUUUUACUCUCAUGUAUUCUCACUUGUGUUCAUUGGAAAUAUAAUAAAUUUUGUUACUUUUGUAAA